Molecule: messenger RNA, 702 nt
Organism: Ylistrum balloti
Lineage: Eukaryota; Metazoa; Mollusca; Bivalvia; Pectinida; Pectinidae
Product: methyltransferase-like protein 27
Exons: 5
Coding region: 1-702 (233 amino acids)
Source: RefSeq, a predicted model, not a curated record
AUGGCAGAAGAAAAGGCGAAACAGUUUAUACAAUCUAGCAAUGCGACAGACAGUCAAGCUUACUGCGCCAACUUUGGCGCACAUAAGCCUGGAAUGAGUAUGGAAGAAGUCGCUGAAUACUAUUCUAAAUGGGCAGCAGAUUAUGAACACGAUCUGAGCCAAGACAGAUAUCUAGGUCCAUAUUACGCAUGCAAGGCAGUGGCAGAGGAAUUUCCACUUACCUUGGGGGACAGGAAGUCUGUGAGAAUUUUAGAUGUGGCCUGUGGUACUGGCUUUUUAGGAGAAAAGUUAAAGGAGGAAGGAUUCACAAAUGUGGACGGGCUCGACCCAUCUGAUAAGAUGCUUGAUGUCGCCAGGGCAAAAGACGUAUAUAACAAAUUAUACUGCGAGUUCAUGUCCGAAGCAACACUCCCGAUAGACAACGGUACCUACUCCUGUGUCGUGGUUGCAGGCGGGAUGGGCGAGGGCCACAUUCCGUGUGCUGCUCUAACAGAGAUGAUCAGAAUAGUCAAACCCGGUGGAUACGUCAUUAUCGUGAUGAGGGAGGAAUAUCUUUCGCACGUGCAAGAAUACAAGGGAAAACUCGAACAAAGAUUCAUGGAACUUGAGAAUGAAGGGAGAUGGAAAAGUUGUCCCAGAAAAAUUGUACCCAAGUAUUCAUUCGACAAUAAUGGAAUAAUAUUUAAGUUCAAGGUCUGUUAA